Molecule: messenger RNA, 391 nt
Organism: Ostrinia furnacalis (Asian corn borer)
Lineage: Eukaryota; Metazoa; Arthropoda; Insecta; Lepidoptera; Crambidae
Exons: 3
Coding region: 1-369 (122 amino acids)
Source: RefSeq, a predicted model, not a curated record
AUGGGCACAGAUGGCUGUCAGCGAAGAAGCAUAUUGUUGGCAGUUGCUGUAUUUUUCUCGUGGAUCACUGUUGCACAUAGCAUCGACUGCUUCAAAUGCGUGUCAAUGAACGGCAACUUCCCAGCGUGCGACGAUCCUUUCCACAACAAUCACUCGCUACAGAUGUUGGAGGCGCCCUGCAUGGGUGGCAGGAAGGGACGGGACGGGUUGUUCCCUGCUACGUCCUGCAUCAAGAUCGCUGGGGUCUUUGAUGACACGGGAGAGUCGAUCACGGUGAGAGGCUGUGGCCUGGACUCUGGGACCGCCACGACAGACACAGAAAUCAUCAGAAUGUCCCACUGCGGACGGUUCUACUAUAACGACAAGUAAGUCCAAGUGUUAAAAAUCAAAA